CUUGAACGACAGUAGGAGAGAAAACUGUCUGUGUAUAAUGUUCAGUUUGAGAAAAGAUCAUUUUAGUGCUGCAAUCUAGAGACAGAACGGAUUUAUGAACUGAAUGAAGUUUGUGUUUGAUGUUCUUCAUUGAGACAGAGUGUUUUCUAGUGCACUGUAUCUAAUAUGAGUGUCUAUGAGAGAGAGAGGGGUGAUGUUCAGACACAUGAAGCAGCAUCUCCAGAACCCAGCUGUGUGUCUAUGAAGAGUGAUGAGUCCAUACAUGUUUCACCUAAUCUCAGUGACGGACAAAAGCAUCUGGAAAAAGCAUCUCCAGAACCCAGCUGUGUGUCUUUGAAGAGUGACGAGUCCAUACAUGUUUCACCUAAUCUCAGUGACGGACCAGGGACCUCUGACCCUGUAGUGAAGGGAGGUGAAGUGGUCAUAUCAGGGGUCCCCUGUCUGACCUGCACUGACCCUGACUCUCAGACCCUCAUCAGACAAAGAGUUAAAAACCAACACAAAACCAACAUGAAGAACAAGUAUGAGAGCUUAUUUGAGGUAAUCAAACUAGACGAGAAUCAAACCCUCCUGAACAGGAUCUACACACAGCUCUACAUCAUAGAGGGAGUUAGUGAAGGAGUGAAUGAAGAACAUGAGGUUUUACAGAUGGAGAAAACUGCCAGAACACAAGAUACUCAAAUCUACUGUAAUGACAUCUUUAAACCCUUACAUGAACCAAAAUGUAAGGAGAAAGAUAAAAUCAAGACCGUUCUUACUAAAGGCAUCGCUGGAAUUGGAAAAACUGUCUCAGUGCAGAAGUUCAUUCUGGACUGGACAGAGGGAAAAGCCAAUCAGGAUGUAGAUUUCAUGUUUGUGCUUCCAUUUCGAGAGCUGAACUUGAUUAAAGAUCACCAGUACAGUCUUCACAGACUUCUGCUGGACUUUCAUCCUGAACUUCAAGAACUGGACUCAAAGUUUUAUGAGGAGUGUAAAGUUGUGUUCAUCUUUGAUGGUCUGGAUGAAAGCAGAAUUAAACUGAUGUUUUCAAACAGACAGAGAGUUUGUGAUGUGAAUGAGUCUUCAUCAGUGGGUGUGUUGAUGUCAAACCUCAUCAGAGGAGAGCUGCUUCCCUCUGCUCUCAUCUGGAUCACCUCCAGACCAGCAGCAGCCAAUCAGAUCCCCUCAAAAUACAUCAACCGUGUGACAGAAAUUCAGGGAUUCAAUGAGCCUCAAAAGGAGGAAUAUUUCAGGAAGAGGAUCAGUGAUGAGCAUCAAGCCAACAAAAUCAUCUCACACAUUAGAAGAUCAAGAAGCCUCCACAUCAUGUGUCACAUCCCCGUCUUCUGCUGGAUCUCAUCCACUGUGCUUCAGAACCUCCUGAAACGAGAUGAGAGUGCAGAAAUCCCUCAAACUCUUACUGAAAUGUACAUCCACUUCCUGCUGACUCAGAUCAACAUGAGGAAUCAGAAGUAUGAUGAGAGAGAUCCAGAGAAACUCCUGAAGUCCAACAGAGAUGUGAUUGUGAAACUUGCCGAACUGGCUUUCAAUCAGCUGAUGAUGGGCAAUGUGAUGUUCUAUGAGGAGGACUUGAUUGAGAGCGGCAUAGAUGCCACUGAUGCCUCAGUGUAUUCUGGGAUUUGUACUGAGAUCUUUAAGGAGGAAUCUGUGAUCCAUCAGAGGAAAGUCUACUGCUUCAUUCAUCUGAGCUUUCAGGAGUUUUUAGCAGCUUUCUUUCUGAUUUACUCUCAUAUUGUCAAGAAUAAUGAAUCACUGGAGUUGUUUCUGAAUGAAAGACGCAUGCGAUACAAUCAGAAAAUCUCUAUGUAUGAUCCUAUGAUUCAAUGGGUUGACACCCCGGAUAACUGUCUGAUUGACUUUGAUUCACUUGGCUUUACAAAUGGCUUUCUGGAUCACUUUCCAGAUCACAGUCUAGAUCACUUUCCGGAUCACUUUCCAGAUCACACUCUGGAUCACACUCCAGAUCACUUUCUGGAUCACAAUCUGGAUCACUUUCCGGAUCACACUCUGGAUCACACUCCGGAUCACUUUCCAGAUCAGACUCCGGAUCACUUUCCGGAUCACACUCUGGAUCACACUCUGGAUCGCACUCCGGAUCACACUCCGGAUCACACUCCAGAUCACUUCCUGGAUCACACUCUGGAUCACACUCCGGAUCACUUUCCGGAUCAGACUCCGGAUCACUUUCUGGAUCACACUCUGGAUCACUUUCCGGAUCACUUUCCAGAUCACACUCUGGAUCGCACUCUGGAUCGCACUCCGGAUCACUUUCUGGAUCAGACUCCGGAUCACACUCCAGAUCACUUUCUGGAUCACACUCUGGAUCACACUCCGGAUCACUUUCCGGAUCAGACUCCGGAUCACUUUCCGGAUCACACUCUGGAUCACUUUCCGGAUCACUUUCCAGAUCACACUCUGGAUCACUUUCCGGAUCACUUUCCAGAUCACACUCUGGAUCACACUCCGGAUCACUCUCUGGAUGAACUUAUAGAAGUAGCAGUUGAUAAAUCCUUACAGAGUAAAAAUGGACACCUAGAUCUUUUCCUGCGGUUCCUGCUGGGUGUCUCACUAGAGUCCAAUCAGAGACUCUUACAGGAUCUACUGACACAAACAGUGAACAGCUCAGAGACCAUCAAUAGAAUCAUUCAGUACAUUAAAGACAAAAUUAAGGGCGAUGAAUGUCUCUCAGCUGACAGAUGCAUCAAUCUUUUCCUCUCUCUUCUGGAAAUGAAUGAUCAGACACUGUACAAAGAGAUUCAGGAGUUUGUGAAAUCAGAGAAUCACUCAGGGAAUCGACUCUCUCCUGGUCAGUGCACAACAAUUGCCUACAUGCUUCAGAUAUCAGAGGAGGUGCUGGAUGAGUUUGAUCUGAAGAAAUACAACACAUCAGAUGAGGGUAGAAGGAGUCUGAUACCAGCUGUGGUGAACUGCAGAAAAGCUCUACUUGCUGACUGUUAUCUCACUGCUCAGUGCUGUGAAAGUUUGUCUUCAUCUCUACAAUCAUCAAAAUCACUGCGAGAGCUGGAUCUAAGUAACAAUGACCUGCAGGAUUCAGGAGUAAAGCUUAUGUCUGAUGGACUGAAGAGUUCACACUGUCAACUCAACAUACUGAGAUUGGCAGGUUGUAUGUUGACUGGUACAAGCUGUGAAAGUUUGUCUUCAUCUCUACAAUCAUCAAACUCCCAUCUGAAAGAGCUGGACCUGAGUAACAAUGACCUGAAAGAUUCAGGAGUGAUGUUGCUCUCUGAUAGUCUGAAGAGUGAACAAUGUCAACUCAACAUAAUAAGAUUGGCAGGUUGUAUGUUGACUGGUACAAGCUGUGAAAGUUUUUCUUCAUCUCUACAAUCAUCAAACUACAAUUUGAAAGGGCUGGACCUGAGUAACAAUGACUUGAAAGAUUCAGGAGUGAUGUUGCUCUCUGAUAGUCUGAAGAGUUCACACUGUCGACUCAACAUACUGAGAUUGGCAGGUUGUAUGUUGACUGGUACAAGCUGUGACAUUUUGUCUUCAUCUCUACAAUCAUCAAACUCCUAUCUGAAAGAGCUGGACCUGAGUAACAAUGACCUGCAAGAUUCAGGAGUGAUGUUGCUUUCUGAUAGUCUGAAGAGUUCACACUGUCGACUCAACAUACUGAGAUUAUCUGGCUGUAUGGUGACAGAGGAAGGAUGUUGUUUUCUGGCUUCAGCUCUGAGGUCAAACCCCUCACACUUGAGAGAGCUGGAUCUGAGCUAUAAUCACCCAGGACAAUCAUUAGUCAAGCUGCUUUCUGAUCCAAACUACAGACUGGAGAAACUCAAUUUGGAUCAUGGAGGAGAGUUCAGGAUUGCAGCAGGACUCCACAAAUAUGCUUGUGAUCUCACACUGGAUCCAAACACAGCAAGCCCUUUCCUUAUUCUGUCUGAAGCGAACAGAAAGGUGACAUUUGUGAAUGAGCGUCAGUCAUAUCCUGAUCUUCCAGAGAGAUUUGAAUAUGAUUAUCAGGUUCUGUUCAGAGAGAGUCUGUCUAAAUGCUGUUACUGGGAGGUUGAAUGGAGAGGAAUUGGUGCUGUUAUACCAGUGACAUAUAAUCGAAUCUGCAGAAAAGGACAGAGUCCUGACGGUUGGUUUGGACGCAAUAAACACUCUUGGUGUUUGAUCUGUUCUAAGAACACAAUCUCUAUCUGUCACAUUCAUAUGGAUACUCCCAUACAUGUCCCUUCACACUCCUAUAAGAGAAUAGGAGUGUAUCUGGACUGGGCGGCCGGCCGUCUGUCCUUCUACACCGUCUCAGAUACACACAAACUCGAACACUUACACACAUUCAACAGCACAUUCACUGAACCCCUCUAUGCUGGAUUCGGUUUUAUGGCUAAUGAAUAUAACUCCUCAGUGUCUCUGUGUCAAAUUUAAAAACCUAUGAGCAACAACAGAGACAUCACACACUCCUGACUUAAAGAAAUGCUUUCUUUCUAUAUGUGUUUUAUAUACUUCAACAUUUAUAUUAUACACUAAAGUGAAUGUGUAGGGGUUUUUUAGCAUAAAAUUGGUGUGAUUUAUGUGGCAUAAUGCCACACUCUUAAUGCCUUUUACAGGUUCAUUUUUCUCAAAAAUGCAUCAUUUAGAAGUGACUCAGUUAAGUUGGAUUUAUUUAGAAUAUUAAGCAUAUUCAUUUUGACAAAUUCAGUUAUUUGAACAUAGUUUAGUUGAAAUAUCUUUAUGAA
This is a messenger RNA of Carassius auratus (goldfish), 4700 nucleotides long. RefSeq lists its product as uncharacterized. The record is from RefSeq and is a predicted model, not a curated record. Bases 166 to 4389 code for a protein of 1407 amino acids. The transcript is spliced from 10 exons. Gene Ontology annotation, molecular function: protein binding. NCBI's taxonomy places the organism in Eukaryota, Metazoa, Chordata, Actinopteri, Cypriniformes, Cyprinidae.